CGUCGGCGGCGAGACUGCACGUCCCAGCAUGCCUUGCACCCGCGCCUGGAGUCGGGACUUGGAGUGAUGGAGUUCCCCUGGCGCUUUAGGCCGCGGAGUCGGUUGUAGAGGUUGAGGUGGAGCCCGCGGUGGGGGAAGAUGGAAGCGUGGCGCUGUGUGAGGAGGGGCUACGGCCGCUGUGUGAUGGGGAGAGGCCGAUACCCCAUGUUUUCCCAUCACCCGAAGAGUCUGAGCAGAGAUUGGAGUACACCGUGGGAGAAUCUGCAAAGGUGUUGCUGGAACAGACAUAUUUCUAGUUGUAUGAGGUGGCCUGGACAUUAUUCUCGUGCUCCUUACCCAUACUUCAGUAGUAGGCAUUUUUCACUAAACUGGAGGCCACCUUGUUUGUUUGAGUCUAGAACACAGUUUCAGUACAGUAACUGGAGACCUGACAACCUGAGCCAGACAUCUUUGAUUCAUCUCUCUAGUUACGUCAUGAGCUCUGAGGGAGAUGAGCCUUCAUCAAAACGAAGAAAACACCAAGGCACAAUAAAACGGAAUUGGGAAUAUAUAUGUAACCAUAAUAAAGAAAAAACGAAGAUCCUAGGAGACAAAAACGUUGACCCCAAAUGUGAAGACAAUGAGAACAACUUUGACUUUUCAGUGAUGUCCUAUAAUAUACUUUCACAAGAUUUGUUGGAAGAUAAUUCACACCUUUAUAAACACUGCCAGAGGCCAGUAUUACACUGGAGUUUUAGGUUUCCAAAUAUUCUGAAAGAAAUUAAACACUUUGAUGCAGAUGUACUUUGUUUGCAAGAAGUUCAAGAAGAUCAUUAUGGAACAGAGAUCAGGCCAAGUUUGGAAUCAUUGGGUUAUCACUGUGAAUAUAAGAUGCGAACAGGAAGGAAACCUGAUGGCUGUGCCAUUUGCUUCAAACAUUCCAAAUUUUCCCUUAUAUCAGUGAACCCAGUGGAAUUCUACCGACCUGAUAUUCCUUUGUUGGACAGAGACAAUGUUGGAUUAGUUUUACUCUUGCAGCCCAAAAGUCCAUGUGCUGCCUUUCCUGUGAUCUGUAUAGCUAAUACACAUCUGUUGUAUAAUCCAAGGCGAGGUGAUAUUAAGCUGACCCAAUUGGCAAUGCUACUGGCAGAGAUUUCCAGUGUUGCCCAUCAGAAAGAUGGCAGCUUCUGUCCUAUUGUUAUGUGUGGUGACUUUAAUUCUGUUCCUGGUUCUCCACUCUAUAGUUUCAUAAAGGAAGGAAAAUUGAAUUAUAAAGGACUUGCCAUAGGAAAGGUAUCUGGCCAGGAACAGUCUUCACGGGGACAAAGAAUUUUAUCUAUUCCAAUUUGGCCCCCAAACCUAGGUAUCUCACAGAACUGUGUGUAUGAGGUACAGCAGGUACCAAAAGUAGAAAAGACAGACAGUGAUCUGACACAAACAGAGCUGGAAAAAACAGAGGUCCUAGUGACAGCUGAAAAAUUAUCUUCAAAUUUACAGCACCAUUUCAGCUUGUCAUCUGUUUAUUCACAUUACUUUCCUGACACUGGAAUUCCAGAAGUGACCACCUGUCAUUCCCGAAGUGCCAUAACUGUGGACUAUAUUUUCUACUCUGCAGAAAAGGAAGAUGUUGCUGAGCACCCAGGAGCUGAAGUUGCUUUGGUUGGUGGCUUGAAACUUCUAGCUAGACUGUCACUUCUUACAGAACAAGACUUAUGGACUGUUAAUGGACUUCCAAAUGAAAAUAACUCUUCAGAUCAUCUGCCUUUACUGGCUAAGUUCAGACUUGAACUCUGAUUCUUCUUUGAUUGCAUUCAUAAUUUUCUUUCCAAUGUGUAUGCUUUUCAAAGAAUGUAAAGUUGUUUUUGAGUGUCUGCAUGUUUAUUUUUGCGCUGUGGAGCCUUUGAAGAGGUUGUGUUAAAUGCUUGAAACAGAUAUCAGAAGAAACAAGUUUACAAUAAUUUUCUUUUUUAAUAGUGAAAAAUAUUUUCAUGACAAGUGAGAUCUAAAUACUCUUUAUCAUAAAAGAGAUGUAAGUAUUUUUUAUUGUAAGUCCCAGUAAAAUUGACAAUGAUUUUUAAA
Molecule: messenger RNA, 2058 nt
Organism: Galeopterus variegatus (Sunda flying lemur)
Lineage: Eukaryota; Metazoa; Chordata; Mammalia; Dermoptera; Cynocephalidae
Gene: ANGEL2
Product: angel homolog 2 (Drosophila)
Exons: 9
Coding region: 139-1773 (544 amino acids)
Biological process (GO): 3'-UTR-mediated mRNA stabilization
Molecular function (GO): 3'-5'-RNA exonuclease activity; mRNA 3'-UTR binding
Source: RefSeq, a predicted model, not a curated record